AUGGCCCGAGAGGGUCUACGCCAGACCGCGCCGCCGCCGUCCACCGGGCCGGCCCCACCGCACCCAGCCUUUCUACGGUCGUGGCCCUCCGUGAUUGGCCAGCGCCGCGUGACGCGUGGCCGCUCUCGGAGCCCAUUGGUCCGGCGGGCCCGGAGGGGGCGGGGCCGGGGCGUCCAGCGUGGGGGCCGGGGCGUCCACCGUGGCUGCUGCGGUCCGGGGCUGGAGUGGGCGGGCGGUGGUGGGGGGAGACCCGCGGGAUCCCGGGCUGGGGGCCCUGGAGGGCCUGGGCACUGCUCGGCUCCUCAAGAAGGGUCCGGAACCCGGCGGAGUUUCCUCCUCGGACAGAUUUUACCCCAUAGGCUGACGCAUUUCCGAACGACUGAGUCUAAUCCCAAACGAAGAGAUUUCCAGACUGAUGACUUUUUACCGAGACUGACAGAUGGUUGUCACCUCUGCCUGACCACAUUUUCUCUCGUGCGCCACAUCGGGCCCCGAGCGGAGUGGAAAGUCGAGAGAGAGAGCGAGAGAGCGAGCAAGCCAGUCGGGCCUUGGAUGAGAAAAAAGCCUGCAAAGAAAUUCCGCGAAAUAAGAGCUUUUAGGAAGUGAAAUCGCAGGGUUGUGAUCUCCGAGUGUUAGGAAUACAUGUAAUGUAAUUUCAAGUUGCAUUUCUAAAUUGUCUGCUACGAGCAUACUUUUUUCAUUUCACGUGUUAAAACGAGGGUCCCGGGGUCUACCCUCAGCCCCCUGGCACGCGGGGCAGUUCGAGGCUCCUGCCCCGGCAGCUUGGGAGCAAUUUAGGCACAUGGAUAUUAGAAUGGAGCAAUCCGAUGAGCCCCCCGCCCCCCUUCGCCUGUUCACCUUAUUUGAAGCCAAUUACAAAAUGUGGAAUUCCCUAGAAUCACAAAGUGAUACUUUCUUUAACAAGUAGUUAGGGCUUCUUCUGUGCUUAGGUUCCAGGGACGCAAAGAUUAGGAAAACUCCUAUGUGGUGGUUGGAAAUGGGCAAAAAGUGAAAAGACAGAAUGGCUCUAGGUAAUUUUUCAAUGUCAUUAAGGCAGAUUAGCUCUUCAAUUAUAUUUUGGUGGGGAGGAAACAGGAUGGGAAGAGGGAACUAAAUCAACUCCGUCUCUUGAUACACAGGCCCUUUGAAGGGGCACAAUUUCUCUUAUUUCCAGGAGUGGGCCAUGAGUCUCCCACACGUACUUUCUUCCCCCGAGUUGGCAGAGCUGUAUCAGUGACUAUUGAAAACUGAGGGCGUCCUGAGCGCAUGCUGCUUCAGCGGGCUGGAAAAGAGGUGGGGUGAUCAGAGACUCCACCAGACAAAGAAGCCAGCUUCCUUUCUAAGUUUCAUCAUCCUGGAGCUAUCCGGGUCCUAAUGUGCCUCCCCCGAUCGGAGACUCACUCCUGGCCUCUGAGACCUUUGGGAGAAGUCUUUGGAGUGCCGUCUGGUUGAGACCUACACCUCUCUAGAAAGCUAUAAGAGGUUCUGAGAAACGCUAGGUAACUGUCAUGCAACCUUUUAUUAAGUUACCAUUUGUAAACAAGAGAAUGUCUGCGCUUUGUAAGAAGUCCCAGUGAAGCUAAAAUUUAAAUCAUGUAGGCAUAAAAAGAAAAUGCCAUGAGGCCCCGUUAGUCCAGCAGGGUGUUACAUGAGUAACAUGUAGGUACAAGAUGCUGGGGCAGAGGAGAAAGGUGGGUGGAUUGCAUUUUGGUGUUGGUUAAUGAGGUAGAAAUGGAAUGUUGAAAUUGACACCACCAGCUUUGUUUUCAAGGUUUUAUUGUCGAUAAACAUUUAAAAUCAUCCUCAAAAACAGUAAUUUGACCCAGUGCAGAUUACUAUCCAUGAAGUCUCACUCAACUCCAAACCUUUGAACAGUUUCAUAUCCUCUUUGUAUAAUCUGAUAAUUCUUGCAUCAGGUGCCAUUAAUAUUUUAUAACAUUCACUAGGCACUUGUGAUAAGAGAUCCAUAAAACACAAAGUUCUUAGACUGUGAAAUGCAAGAAACAGUGAUGAGAAGCUGUAGGUCAUUAAGUCAAAAUAAAUGUCAUUGUAAAACAAAACAAAACCCAGUUAUAAUCUGAAACUAAAACUCAAAAACUGCUUCUAAUGUGGUAGCCGCUAACCACAUGUGGCUAUCGAGCACCUGAAAUGUGGCUAGUCUGAAUUAAAAUGUGCUGCAAAUG
This is a messenger RNA of Zalophus californianus (California sea lion), 2183 nucleotides long. Its product is annotated as translation initiation factor IF-2-like. Bases 1 to 606 code for a protein of 201 amino acids. The transcript has a single exon. NCBI's taxonomy places the organism in Eukaryota, Metazoa, Chordata, Mammalia, Carnivora, Otariidae. The record is from RefSeq and is a predicted model, not a curated record.